This is a messenger RNA of Melampsora larici-populina 98AG31, 1206 nucleotides long. RefSeq lists its product as uncharacterized. Bases 73 to 969 code for a protein of 298 amino acids. Gene Ontology annotation, cellular component: actin cortical patch. Lineage: Eukaryota; Fungi; Basidiomycota; Pucciniomycetes; Pucciniales; Melampsoraceae. The transcript is spliced from 11 exons. The record is from RefSeq and is a predicted model, not a curated record. Gene Ontology annotation, molecular function: actin filament binding; phosphatidylinositol binding. Gene Ontology annotation, biological process: actin cortical patch localization; actin filament bundle assembly.
GUCAUGUAAUUUUGGAUUUCACUCACAACACCUUUCGACUAUCAAUUCCAAUCAACAUUCAAACCAUUCAAAAUGUCUUUACUCGAUAAAUUCCAAGCUACGGCGAAAAAAGUCGGAACCCAGGCGACCGCUUUCAGUAGAGAUAUGGCAUCAAUGGCAAAUGAUGGGAGUAAACAAUUAGCCACAGGUUUUAAACUAGAAGCAGAGUGUGAAAGAGCUGCCAAGAUCCUUCAAUCUUUCCUUGCAGAUCCUGAAAACCCUGAAUCGGCUUUGAAUUCAAUCCCGAAAGCUGUACUUCAAAACGCACAAGGCUUGGCGAUCUUCACUAUCUUGAAACUAGGUUUCGUUUGGUCUGGCAAAGCAGGCUCAGGAGUGGUACUUUCUCGAUUAGCAGAUGGUUCCUGGUCAGCUCCUAGUUGUAUUGCUACAGGCGGUGUAGGUUUCGGUCUACAAAUCGGUGCAGACUUUAGUGAAUUUGUGGUAGUAUUGAACUCGGAGGAAGCUGUUCGAGCAUUUGCCACCACUGGAAAUUUGACAAUCGGAGGAAACUUGAGUGCGGCUGUUGGACCCAUCGGAACAGGAGCAGCUGUGAACGCAAGCCUGCUUCAUCCUGCUCCUUUGUUUACAUACAGUAAAAACAAGGGUCUCUUUGCUGGUAUCUCUCUGGAAGGUACCGCACUAAUUGAACGUAAAGAUACCAAUGAAGCUUUCUACGGCCAACGAAUUCCUUCGCUCGACAUUCUUCUUGGUAAAGUGCCACCUCCCGAGGCAGCUUCAGACCUUUACGAUGUAAUUGAAACGGCCGAGCAAGUAGACGAGUCAGGUGUUCCACAGGAGUCAUACGUCCCCUCGUCAUUUAGUCCUCGUGACGCUGCUUCUGGUGGAUCGGCGUCGACUUCACCCAACAAUGCCAAUGGGAAAUCUACAGGUGGUACAACAAAUCUGUUUGAUGCUGGGGAUGUUCACUGAUGUGUUUAGAGAGAGCAAACAUGGUAAUCACUCUACUUUCAGAUCCUGUUCAUCUUGGUCGGUUGCUUAGUCAAGAAAAAACUCUUGAUGAUACUGAUCUCAACAUACACUUGUCAUUACGUUUCUCUCUUAUCAAUAAUCUCUCAUGACCUAGUCUACCGGACGCCAAACUAAACCUAUUUAUUUUGUUCUUAUGGGAAUUGGCCAUGUAAAGCAUCUGACCUGUUGUAUCGAUUG